AUGACUGAACAUCUUAAUCAGCUCAAUGUGGAAAUGCAAGGAAUCGGAAAUACAAUCCCAUCCCUUCAACAAACUUUGUUUGCAUUUGAAAAAAGGCUGGAGUUAUUUAUUGAGGAUCUUGGAACGGGUCGUCUGUUACAUUUCGAAAGGCUGAAAAACUUCAAAGAUGUAAUCACUGCGAAUAAUCCCACUCAUGAUUUCGAUCUCCAGCAGCUAGUUGGCUUCACAUGUAAUCUCCUGCAGUCAUUCAAAGCGCGAUUUGCAGAAUUUUGUGAAAGCAUUAGUCUUUUUAAGUUCAUCACUCAUCCAUAUGAGUGUGCUGUAAACGACGUCGACUUGAGUUACAUUCUUGGUGUCUGCAUCAAAAAUUUUGAGUUAGAAGUUGCUGACCUAAAGGUUUCAGACGUAUGGGUCAACAAGUUCAAAUCACUAAAUGAAAAUUUGGAAACACUUAAACGACAACAAGCGGAGCUCGCGAUCAACCAUAAAUGGACAGAAAAGAAAAAACUUCAACCCGCAGACCAGUUGAUUGUCAAAACUUGGAACGCGCUUCCUACCACUUACCGCACACUGAAAAGAGUGUGUAUUGCUGUAUUGACCAUGUUUGGAUCCACAUAUGCAUGUGAGCAGUCGUUCUAA
Molecule: messenger RNA, 639 nt
Organism: Styela clava
Lineage: Eukaryota; Metazoa; Chordata; Ascidiacea; Stolidobranchia; Styelidae
Source: RefSeq, a predicted model, not a curated record